Messenger RNA from Symbiodinium sp. CCMP2456, 1426 nucleotides. Lineage: Eukaryota; Dinophyceae; Suessiales; Symbiodiniaceae. The record is from the annotation of a GenBank genome assembly.
GGGCCUGCCGGUGAUGGUCAUGGAGGGGCGGUUCCACGCCUACGAGGGCUACCCGAUCAGCCAGAUCACGCUGCCGGUGCGGGUGAUGAAGGCCCUCGGCGCCGAGCUGCUGGUCGUGUCGCAAGCCGUCGGCGGCAUGAACCCCUACUACAAGCCCGGCGACGUGAUGCUGAUCGAUGAUCACAUCAACCUCCUCGGCGACAACCCGCUGGUCGGCGUCAACGACGACCGCCUCGGCCCGCGGUUCCCCGACAUGUCGCAGCCGUACGACUUCGAGCUGCUGGCCGAAGGCCAAGCGAUCGCGCGGCGCGGCGACUUCGUCGUGCAUCGCGGCGUCAGUGUCGCGGUAUUGGGCCCUUGCCUCGAAACGCGCGCCGAGUACCGCUUCCUCCGCAACAUCGGCGCCGACGUGGUCGGCAUGUCCACCGUCCCGGAAGUCAUUACCGCGGUCCACUGCGGCCUGCGCGUCUUCGGUAUGGCGGUCGUCACCGACAUGUGCCUCCCCGACGCACUCGAGCCGGCCGUCGUCGAAGAAAUCAUCCGCAUCGCCAACUCCGCCGAGCCCAAACUGCGGGCGCUCGUCGAGGGACUAGCCGAUCAGAUCGACGCCGCGGCCGACGCAAUCCGCAGCGCCGCUCGCGGCUUAGCCUUUGGAAACGGGGCGGCAACGACCGGCGUCAUCCUCGGCUCGGGACUCGGCGCGCUGGCCGAUCGCAUCGACGACGCCACCGCGAUCCCCUACGCGGACCUGCCUCACUUCCCGCGCUCGACCGCAGCGGGGCAUGCCGGAAAGCUGAUCGUCGGCACGCUUCGCGACACGGGACGGCAAGUCGUCGCGCUACAGGGGCGUUUCCACCUCUACGAAGGUUGGACCGCGCAGCAGGCCGCCUUCCCGGUGUGGGUGCUCAAGCGGCUUGGUAUUGAAACGCUCAUCGUUUCCAACGCGGCUGGGGGGCUCAACCCGCAGUACAAAGUUGGCGACGUGAUGCUGAUCGACGAUCACAUCAACUUCAUGUUCAAGAACCCGCUAACGGGCGUGAACGACGAUCGCCUCGGCCCAAGGUUUCCCGACAUGUCGGCGCCGUACGACCGCGCACUGAUCGAAUUGGCCGAGUCCGUGGCGCGGCGUGCUGGCUUCUUCUGCCCGCGGGGCGUUUACGUCGGCAUGCUCGGCCCGACCUACGAGACUCGGGCCGAGUACCGCAUGGCCCGCCGCCUCGGCGGCGACGCGGCCGGCAUGUCCACCGUCCCCGAGGUGAUCGCCGCCCAGCACGGCGGCGUCCGAGUCCUCGGCCUCUCGACAAUCACCAACGCCUGCUCCCCCGACCAACUCGGCGAAACUAGCCACGAAGAAGUGGUAACCGCCGCCGCCUCAGCUGGUGAAAAACUCCGAGCGAUCGUCGAAGCCGUCGUUCUGCUUAAGUGA